AUGCCAGUUAAAUUGGAUAAACUCGAUUUAUCAAAAUACGUUAUAAUCCUUACCGGCUCAACCGAUGGCAUUGGUAAGGAAAUGGCAAGAAUUUUAGCCGGAUUUAAUCCCAAGCGAUUGGUUUUACCAGCUCGUAACAAAGAAAAAGCAAACAAUUUAUUAGAAUAUAUUAAAUCUUCUAAUGAACAUGUAAAUAAUGUUGAAAUUUGGGAAAUGGAUUUGGCCGAUUUACAAAGUGUAAAAGAUUUUGCUAAUAAAUUCAUCAAGGAAGUUGGAGAAUUACAUAUUUUAAUUAAUAAUGCAGGUGUAGGCUUACAAGGUCAAGUCAUUAAAACGAAGGAUAACUUGGAAAUACAAUUUCAGGUCAAUCAUUUGGCACAAUUUUUACUCGCUUUAUUGUUAUUGGAUACGAUGAAAAAAUCAGUUUCUGCCGAAUUACCUGGAAAAAUUGCAUUACUUAGUUCAAAUGUUCAUAAAGUUGGCGAAAUUGAUUUCGAUAAUUUAAAUCUUGAAAAAGGCGCCUACUGGAAUCCUCUUAAAUCUUAUGGGAAUACUAAAUUGAUGAAUGUUAUUAUUGCCAAAGAAUUAAGUCGUUUGGUUCAAAACGAAAAUAUUACAACAUAUUCGAUUCACCCUGGGAUAAUUCAAACAAAUAUUGGUCACUUGAAUGGCGCCUUCGCGAACUUUCUAGCUAAAAUUUUUAUAAAAUUAUCUGGAUCUGAAAUAUCAGCCGAACAAGGUGCCACCAACGUUCUUUAUCCUAUAUUUUCUCUCGAAAAUAAAGGAACAGGAAAAUAUUACAAUGAAGGAAUAGAAGAGGAGCCAAAUACAAUUGCAAAUGAUCAAGAAAUUGCAAAGAAACUAUGGGAUGUUUCUAAACAAAUAUUGAAGGAUCAUGAAAUGAUUUAA
Molecule: messenger RNA, 909 nt
Organism: Rhizophagus irregularis DAOM 181602=DAOM 197198
Lineage: Eukaryota; Fungi; Glomeromycota; Glomeromycetes; Glomerales; Glomeraceae
Source: RefSeq, a predicted model, not a curated record